Molecule: messenger RNA, 636 nt
Organism: Glarea lozoyensis ATCC 20868
Lineage: Eukaryota; Fungi; Ascomycota; Leotiomycetes; Helotiales; Helotiaceae
Product: Cytochrome P450
Exons: 2
Coding region: 1-636 (211 amino acids)
Molecular function (GO): iron ion binding; monooxygenase activity; heme binding
Source: RefSeq, a predicted model, not a curated record
AUGGAAAAUGGCGUUUUUACUGAUGAUGGACAACCUUGGAGGCACGCGCGUGCUCUCAUUAGGCCAACGUUUACUCGCUUUGAGAUUACGGAUUUGGAAUACUUUAAAACAUUUGUUGAGAGAUUCCUGGCGCUUUUCCCGCGAGAUGGCAGUGAGUUUGACAUGUUGCCACUGGCAAAAAGAUUGUUCUUGGAUACUUCAUCGGAGUUUAUCCUUGGCCAAUCCGUUAAUUCGCUCUUACCAACAACGCCUCCAGAGGAAUUGGAGUUUAUUGAAUCGUUCGACCAUUGUCUGACAGGUCUUGCAUUGCGUCUCGUCGCUGGGCCUCUAAGACCUCUCUUUAAGCUCGAUCCCACUUUCAAACCCAAUUACCAAAAAGUCCACAAAUUCGUUGACAAAAAUGUGCACCUCGCUAUUGAACGAGCAAGAAAAUUACAGGCAGCAGGCAAGACAGGAGAGGAGGAAGAGGAAGGUGUCAAGAAGAAGUGCAUUCUCCUUCAUCAAAUGGCAAUGGAAAAUCAGGAUGCAGCUUACUUGAGGGCUCAAACUCUCAAUGUUUUUUUCCCCGCUCGCGACACCUCUGCACUAGCUAUCGGCAACAUCGUGUUCGAGCUAGCUCGUCACAUAGACUGUUGA